Molecule: messenger RNA, 1109 nt
Organism: Phytomonas sp. EM1
Lineage: Eukaryota; Euglenozoa; Kinetoplastea; Trypanosomatida; Trypanosomatidae
Source: the annotation of a GenBank genome assembly
GUUAGUAUCUCUUCGCUAACUUUAGUAACAGUAGCAUUAUUUCUCUUGCGUUAGGGUAGUGGAGCUAUGUUUCGCUCACGUAUUGUCCGCCAAGUCUCAAUUCCAGCUCCUGCAACCCCAGCUGAACUGCCAGAAUGGGCUAUUAAAAAAAAAACUUGGCUUACAAGAUAUCUUUUUUGGGCAUCAGGUAGGUUGCAACGCCUGGCUACGCACGUGAUAAAAUUUAGUGACAAUUUUAUGGGUAUACAGCCAAAGGAAAGUCUUUAUCGUAUUCCACGUCUGUUGAAAGUGAAUGAUAAGCGACCCUCGGUGAUGGAUAAUUGCUUUAUUGCACCAAGUGCCUUUAUCUCCGGAGAUGUACGAGUAGGUAGGAAAAACUAUAUUGGGUAUAAUGCCAUAAUUCGUGCUGAAAAGGAUGAAACGAUCUACCUAGGGGAAAGUUGCAACAUUCAGGAAAAGGCAGUGGUCACAGGUAAUACUACAGUGGGCAAGUGGGUGACGAUUGAGCCAAUGGCGAUUGUUGAGUCUGCUGACAUCGCAUCCUGUUCCUUUGUGGGGGCUAAUGCUAUUGUCAUGAAAGACAGUCAAAUUGAGUCAGGCUCUAUGCUUUGUGCUGCUAGCGUGUUACAAGCUGGAGCUAUUAUUCCUUCAGGCGAAAUGUGGGCUGGAAACCCUGCCGAGAAAAUUGCGGAUUUAACCGAAGAGGAACAGGAGCAAAUUAUCAAGGCAGCGAAACAUAUGGUCCUUUUGGCUAUUGAGCAUCAUGACUCAUUAGAAUUGACUUGGGAGGAGAUCGAGGGCCAAAGGGAAGCCCGUGAAGCUUGGGCGCGUGCGACGGAACGCAACCGGGAGCUUCGCGCUAAGGCCAUGUACAUCAAGGAGCCUCCACGCCCCAAUCGUAAACAGAAGGAUAACCCGCAUGAAAUUUCAAGUAGAUCAAGAAAUGCGCCUGCAUUUAUGGAAAGCCAUAUUCAGGGAUAUUAGUAAUUGUAGAAUUAUAUGUUUUUGUAAGUAGCAUUUAUAUGGAGAGAUCUCAGAAUAAGUUUGUUUUUAGAUAAUUUUUGCCCUUAUUAUUUCGUUAGCAGGAAGUAUGUUUUAUUUAUACAUAA